AUGCUGGCCAACACACUCAGCAGUGAGAUCAUGUCUUUCCUAGAGUGUCUCACACAGCUCUAUUUUCUUAUUGCCCUUGCUGACAUGGACAAUUUCCUCCUGGCUGUGAUGGCCUAUGACCGCUUUGUUGCUGUGUGCCACCCCUUGCACUACACAACAAAGAUGACCCAUCAAUUCUGUGCCAUACUGGUCACUGGCUCUUGGGUCAUUGCCAUUCUGAAUGCUCUGUUGCAUACUUUGUUGGUGGCUCAACUCUCAUUUUGUGUGGACAAUACUAUCCCUCACUUCUUCUGUGAAAUGACUGCUCUCCUGAGACUCUCCUGCUCUGACACACACCUCAAUGAGAUGAUAAUUCUUACUGAGGGGGGUCUGAUCAUGAUGAUACCAUUGGUUUGCAUCCUAGUUUCCUACAUUUCCAUUACCUCUGCUGUCCUGAGAGUCCCAUCCACAAAGGGAAAGUGGAAAGUUUUCUCCACCUGUGGCUCCCACCUGGCUGCAGUGUCCCUCUUCUAUGGCACCAUCAUCGCUGUGUAUUUCAGCCCGUCAUCCUCCCACUCAGCUGAGAAUGACAUUACAGCUGCCGUGAUGUACACGGUGGUGACCCCCAUGUUGAACCCUUUCAUCUACAGCCUGAGAAACAAGAACAUGAAAGGGGCUCUAACAAAAAUGAUUUCUAUGAAUUGUUUUUAUGUUCAACAAUAA
This is a messenger RNA of Echinops telfairi (small Madagascar hedgehog), 702 nucleotides long. RefSeq names its product olfactory receptor 1F1-like. Gene Ontology annotation, molecular function: olfactory receptor activity; G protein-coupled receptor activity. The transcript has a single exon. The record is from RefSeq and is a predicted model, not a curated record. Gene Ontology annotation, biological process: G protein-coupled receptor signaling pathway. Bases 1 to 702 code for a protein of 233 amino acids. Lineage: Eukaryota; Metazoa; Chordata; Mammalia; Afrosoricida; Tenrecidae. Gene Ontology annotation, cellular component: membrane.